AUGAAAUUUGCGAUUCUUUAUUUAUUUAUUUUCUUGAUAGCUGUCGACGCUAAAGGGGGUGGUGGUGGUGGUCGUGGCUCAUCAGGAUCUUCAGGUUCAUCUGGAUCAUCUCGAGGAUCUGGUUCUCCUUCAUCUAGUUCUUCUUCAUCUGGUUCUUCAUCGUCCGGAUCUAGCAGCCGUAAUUCAAAUUCAGGUCGUUUUGUCCCAAUUAUUAUAGCCAGUCCUCAUUCAAGUUCAAGCCAUUCAGACAAAUCUAAUAACGCAGAAAAUCGCCAAUCAGUUCCAACAAGUGCAGGUCAUCCUGAUGAUUCCAAAUUUCAAGCUUUUCAUAAUUUUCUCUUUUUAAAGCUUUACGACAAGGAGCUUAAGAUGAUAUCUAAAAUGUAUUUUGCAAUUAAUAUAAAGACUUUUGCUGAUAAUCUUGUUUCAAGUUCAAAGAGGUCCAUGAAUUUUGGGAAAGCUCCAGCCUCAUCAAGUUCCAGCCAAUCAUCGAGUCAAAAUGGACAAAGCUCCAGUAGCAGCAGCAGUUCAAAUUCUAAUGGAUCUAUCAAGUUCAGCUCUAGUUCUAGCAGCAGUGCUUCAAACAAUGGAAACAGUCAAGCUUCUGCGCAGUCAAGUAGUAAUGGUGGAGCUUUAUACUUUUCAGGAGCUAAAAAUCCUCCGUCAGGAGCUGGAAACGCUCCAUUAAAAUCAACCCACAAACCUGUUGCAAAAGGUGGAGAUGUUAGUUUAUCGGAAUUUGCAUUUUAA
Messenger RNA from Chironomus riparius, 750 nucleotides. The record is from the annotation of a GenBank genome assembly. Lineage: Eukaryota; Metazoa; Arthropoda; Insecta; Diptera; Chironomidae.